AUGAUAAUAGCCAAUUUAAUCGGUAUUACAUUUUUAUCUUUGUUCCUCUCUCUCUCUCUCUCUCUCUCUCUCUCUAUCUAUCUAUCUCUCUCUCCCUCUCAUGAACACACGCACAUUUUAGUUGUUGUGUUUUUUCAUAAACUUUCUUUCCCAAUUUCUUUCUUCCGCUUUCUCUUUCUUAUUUUUACCUCAUUCUCUUCCUUUUUUCUCUUUCAUUUUUCUGCCUUUUUUCCUCAUUCUCUUUUAUUUCUGUUUUCUCUCUUAUUCUCAUUUUUUCCAUUGUCUCUCUUAUUCUCAUUUUUUCCAUUUUCUCUCUCAUUCUCAUUUUUUCCAUUUUCUCAUUUAUUCUCAUUUUUUGUUUUCUUAUUUAUUCUCAUUUUUUUCGGUUUUCUCAUUUAUUCUCAUUUUUUCUGUUUUCUCAUUUAUUCUCAUUUUUUCUGUUUUCUCAUUUAUUCACAUUUUUUCUCUUUUCUCAUUUUUUCAGUUUUGUCAUUUAUUCUAAUUUUUUCUGUUUUCUCAUUUAUUCACAUUUUUUCUGUUUUCUCAUUUAUUCUCAUUUUUUCUGUUUUCUCAUUUAUUCACUUUUUUCUGUUUUCUCAUUUAUUCUCAUUUUUUCUGUUUUCUGAUUUAUUCUCAUUUUUUCUGUUUUCUCAUUUAUUCACAAUUUUCGGUUUUCUCUCUUAUUCUCAUUUUUUUCUGUUUCCUCAUUUAUUCUCAUUUUUCCUUUUUCUCUCUUAUUCACAUCUUUUCUAUUUUCUCAUUUAUUCUCAUGUUUUCUGUUUUCUCCCUCAUUCUCAUGUUUUCUGUUUUCUCAUUUAUUCACUUUUUUCUGUUUUCUCAUUUAUUCUCAUUUUUUCUGUUUUCUCAUUUUUUCUUUUUUCUCAUUUAUUCUCAUUUUUUCGAUUUUCUCAUUUAUUUCUCAUUUUUCUGUUUUUUCAUUUAUUCUCAUUUUUUCUGUUUUCUCAUUUAUUCUCAUUUUUUCUGUUUUCUCAUUUAUUCACAUUUUUUUCUGUUUUCUCAUUUAUUCUCAUUUUUUCUGUUUUCUCAUUUAUUCUCAUUUUUUCUGUUUUCUCAUUUAUUCUCAUUUUUUCUGUUUUCUCAUUUAUUCACAUUUUUUCUGUUUUCUCAUUUAUUCUCAUUUUUUCUGUUUUCUCAUUUAUUCUCAUUUUUUCUGUUUUCUCAUUUAUUCUCAUUUUUUCUGUUUUCUCAUUUAUUCUCAUUUUUUUCUGUUUUCUCAUUUAUUCUCAUUUUUUUCUGUUUUCUCAUUUAUUCUCAUUUUUCUGUUUUCUCUCUUAUUCUCAUUUUUUCUGUUCUCUGUCUGUCUCUAUCUCUGUCUCUAUGUCGUUUUCUUUACAUUUUUGUGCCGAUAUAUUCUUUUCUUUUUAUGGCAGGUACUCUGUUCUGUUUUCUUAUCGUAAUAUAGCGUAG
Acanthosepion pharaonis is the source of this 1428-nucleotide messenger RNA. NCBI's taxonomy places the organism in Eukaryota, Metazoa, Mollusca, Cephalopoda, Sepiida, Sepiidae. The record is from the annotation of a GenBank genome assembly.